AUGGCAAUGCCUUGUGCAUUGCAUCAGGAUACUCUCUAUCAGUCUCUGGCAAUGACAACACCUUACUUAUUGUCCUCUGCGGCCAUUGUUUUCAUUUCUUUAUCUGUCAUCUCCCUUCUUCCUUCUACCUAUUCUGCAGACUUUGCUGAUGGUUACAAUAACUCAUCGGUCCCCGAAACCGAUCUCGAUUUGUUGGAGUUUCCAUUGAAUUUGGAGUAUUUAGAAGCUGAGUUCUUCUUGUACGGUGCUUUGGGUCAUGGCUUGGAUAAAGUUGCUCCGGAAUUAGCCGAUGGUGGUCCGUCUCCCAUCGGUGCCAAAAAGGCCAAUCUUGACACUCUCAUCAAUGAUGUAGUCCUACAAUUUGCUUACCAAGAAGUUGGUCACUUGAAGGCAAUUAAGAAGACGGUGAAAGGUUUCCCAAGGCCACAGCUUGAUUUGAGUGCAUCGUUAUUUGCAAAAGUGAUAGAUAAAGCAUUUGGGAAGCCAUUGAUGCCCCCUUUUGACCCUUACGCCAAUAGCAUCAACUUCCUCAUUGCUUCCUACUUGAUCCCUUACGUUGGACUCACCGGCUACGUUGGUGCAAACCCUAAACUCCAGGGUGCCAUUUCAAAGAGGCUUGUUGCAGGUCUCCUAGGAGUAGAAUCAGGCCAGGACGCCGUUAUCAGGGGUUUACUAUACCAGCAUGCAACCGUGAACGUCUUUCCGUACCAGUUUGUCGUGGCAGAGUUCACCAAUCGAAUUUCGAAUCUCCGAAACACACUUGGACGUGCCGGGACCAAAGACGAAGGUCUUAUCGUGCCGGUAGAUUUCGGUGCUGAAGGUAAAGUUGUAGGCAAUGUGCUUGCCGGUGAUGAAUUCUCGGUGGCAUUUGAUCGAACACCGGAAGAGAUUUUGAGGAUCGUUUAUGGAAGUGGCAACGAAAGCGUCCCUGGUGGGUUCUUUCCCAAGGGAGCUGAUGGCAAUAUUGCCAAGUCUUAUUUGUCUUAG
Molecule: messenger RNA, 987 nt
Organism: Hibiscus syriacus
Lineage: Eukaryota; Viridiplantae; Streptophyta; Magnoliopsida; Malvales; Malvaceae
Product: desiccation-related protein PCC13-62-like
Exons: 3
Coding region: 1-987 (328 amino acids)
Source: RefSeq, a predicted model, not a curated record